Penicillium canariense is the source of this 1251-nucleotide messenger RNA. It is a transcript of the gene alg3, whose product is annotated as dolichyl-P-Man:Man(5)GlcNAc(2)-PP-dolichol alpha-1,3-mannosyltransferase. Gene Ontology annotation, molecular function: dol-P-Man:Man(5)GlcNAc(2)-PP-Dol alpha-1,3-mannosyltransferase activity. The transcript is spliced from 3 exons. Bases 1 to 1251 code for a protein of 416 amino acids. Lineage: Eukaryota; Fungi; Ascomycota; Eurotiomycetes; Eurotiales; Aspergillaceae. Gene Ontology annotation, cellular component: endoplasmic reticulum. The record is from RefSeq and is a predicted model, not a curated record.
AUGCCAAAUCCAUUGACCAGGUUCAUACACUCCGCGCUUACGCAUCCAAAGCACACGCCCUGGGUCGCAUCCUUGCUCAUAUUGGGCGAUGCGGUUCUUUGCGCCCUGGUCAUCUGGAAGAUCUCCUAUACCGAGAUUGACUGGACAACCUACAUGCAACAAGUGUCGCUCUACAUCUCCGGUGAACGCGACUAUACUGCCAUUAAGGGAUCGACCGGUCCUCUUGUCUACCCCGCUGCGCAUGUUUACUUCUACACCCUCCUCCACAACCUGACCGAUGGAGGCCGCGAUAUCCUCCUCGGGCAGAUCUUCUUCGCCGGCUUUUACCUGGCUACACUUAUCGUCGUAGUUGCGUGUUACAGAGAAGUGGAGGUUCCUCCAUACCUGUACCCACUGCUGGUUCUGUCCAAGCGGCUUCAUAGCAUCUACAUGCUACGCAUGUUCAAUGAUGGCAUUGCGGCUUUCACUAUGUGGACAGCAAUCUACUUGUGCAUGAAGCGGAAAUGGACCGCUGGUGUCGCGAUCUGGUCUCUGGGUGUGGGCGUCAAAAUGACCUUGGUCCUGCUCGUCCCGGCUAUUGCUAUUCUCACCCUGCUGAGCCUGGGACUGGCGCAGAGUAUUAUUCUUGGUCUCAUGGCGAUGCUUAUUCAGGUCUUGCUUGCUAUUCCUUUCCUCCAGGCGAACCCAGUUGGCUACUUAUCCAAAGCCUUUGAGCUGUCGCGGCAAUUUAUGUUCAAAUGGACAGUGAAUUGGCGAUUUGUGGGCCAGGAGAUUUUUCUUUCGAGGGAAUUCUCAUUGGGUCUGCUGGUGCUGCACGUUUCUUUACUGGCUAUCUUCUCUGUUGUGUGGACAAAGCCGUCCGGAUCCAACGUGCUCCGCUUCCUCCAGGACAGCAUCCAGGGCCGCCAACCGCCCGUGACUCUGUCAAGAUCCUUCAUCAUGACAGUGUUGCUGAGCUCGCUCGUCAUUGGUUUGCUGAGCGCCAGGUCGUUGCAUUACCAGUUCUUUGCAUAUUUGGCAUGGGCCACCCCGUUCCUCCUGUGGCGCGCAGGUCUCCAUCCAAUCCUUAUUUAUGCCACAUGGGCGCUGCAGGAGUGGGCGUGGAACGUCUAUCCAAGCACCGACGCCAGUUCCGCGGUCGUGGUCUUGUCGCUUGCUGUGCAAGUGUUUGGUGUACUCGUCAAUGGACUCGGCGGGGUAGAUGGCAAGCGUGGCGGAGCUGAGGACCGCAGGAAGACGCGUACUCAAUGA